AUGAGAGAAUAAGGUUUGACCAAUCAAAGGCAUCUAUGCAGAGCGAAAUGCAGGACAUGAAGAAUGCUUUGGAAAAAGCCAGGAUGGACAUGCAAAACCUGGAUGAAAUUAAAACAAGAUUAGCACAGGAAAGAGAACAAUGUAGGAUCAUUGUUGAAGACACAAAUCAACAGAAGCAUGCCUUGGAGAAGAGGGCUACUGAAAUAGAAAAGCAAAAGCAAGACACUGAGACAAACAAAGCCCUUCUCGAAGAAGAAAAAGACGACCUUGAGAAGAAAUGGGUGGACUUGCAGAGAAGAGACGAGGAGCUGCAAUUGCAAAUCACAAGUCAAAGGGAAAAAGAGGACAGUGACCGAAUGGCCAUGGAAGAACAGAGAAGAGCACUGGAAAAAGAAGUUAGUAAGAUCAACCAACAAAAAGAAGAGGCAGAAAAAGAAAGGGAAGACAUACUGAAGAAUUGGAAAGAACUUGACAGUCUCAAAGAGCAAAUACUAAAAGAGGAGGACGAAAUGGAGGAAAUCAAAAACAAGAUGUUAACAGACAAACUGCUACUUGACCAAAGGGAGACAGAAAUGAAUGAACAAAAGCAAAUCAUGGAUGACAAUUGGAAAGAAAUAAUGAGAAACAGAAGAGAUCUGGAUAAGAUGAAAGUAGAAUUUGAAUUGCAGACAGAAGAAAUGGAAAACACGGUGAGAGAGAAGAUGAAGCAAGAGAGAGAGGAACUUGAUCAGCUGAUGACAGAAAUAAGCACGCAGAAGCAAGAUGUUGAAGAGCAAAAGUCUAAAAACAACAAUUUGAAAAAUGAGCUAGAAGAAAUGAAGGUGAAACUGAAUGCGGAACAAGAAGUUAUCACUCUUGAAAAGCAAGAGAUACAGAAUGAGAGAAUAAGGUUUGACCAAUCAAAGGCAUCUAUGCAGAGCGAAAUGCAGGACAUGAAGAAUGCUUUGGAAAAAGCCAGGAUGGACAUGCAAAACCUGGAUGAAAUUAAAACAAGAUUAGCACAGGAAAGAGAACAAUGUAGGAUCAUUGUUGAAGACACAAAUCAACAGAAGCAUGCCUUGGAGAAGAGGGCUACUGAAAUAGAAAAGCAAAAGCAAGACACUGAGACAAACAAAGCCCUUCUCGAAGAAGAAAAAGACGAUCUUGAGAAGAAAUGGGUGGACUUGCAGAGAAGAGAUGAAGAGCUGCAGUUGCAAAUCACAAGUCAAAGGGAAAAAGAGGACAGUGACCGAAUGGCCAUGGAAGAACAGAGAAGAGCACUGGAAAAAGAAGUUAGUAAGAUCAACCAACAAAAAGAAGAGGCAGAAAAAGAAAGGGAAGACAUACUGAAGAAUUGGAAAGAACUUGACAGUCUCAAAGAGCAAAUACUAAAAGAGAUGGAUGAAAUGGAGGAAAUGAAAAACAAGAUGUUAACAGACAAACUGCUACUUGACAAAAGGGAGACAGAAAUGAAUGAACAAAAGCAAAUCAUGGACGACAAUUGGAAAGAAAUAAUGAGAAACAGAAGAGAUCUGGAUAAGAUGAAAGUAGAAUUUGAAUUGCAGACACAAGAAAUGGAAAACAUGGUGAGAGAGAAGAUGAAGCAAGAGAGAGAGGAACUUGAUCAGCUGAUGACAGAAAUAAGCAUGCAGAAGCAAGAUGUUGAAGAGCAAAAGUCUAAAAACAAGAAUUUGAAAAAUGAGCUAGAAGAAAUGAAGGUGAAACUGAAUGCGGAACAAGAAGUUAUCACUCUUGAAAAGCAAGACAUACAGAAUGAGAGAAUAAGGUUUGACCAAUCAAAGGCAUCUAUGCAGAGCGAAAUGCAGGACAUGAAGAAUGCUUUGGAAAAAGCCAGGAUGGACAUGCAAAACCUGGAUGAAAUUAAAACAAGAUUAGCACAGGAAAGAGAACAAUGUAGGAUCAUUGUUGGAGACACAAAUCAACAGAAGCAUGCCUUGGAGAAGAGGGCUACUGAAAUAGAAAAGCAAAAGCAAGACACUGAGACAAACAAAGCCCUUCUCGAAGAAGAAAAAGACGAUCUUGAGAAGAAAUGGGUGGACUUGCAGAGAAGAGAUGAGGAGCUGCAGUUGCAAAUCACAAGUCAAAGGGAAAAAGAGGACAGUGACCGAAUGGCCAUGGAAGAACAGAGAAGAGCACUGGAAAAAGAAAUUAGUAAGAUCAACCAACAAAAAGAAGAGGCAGAAAAAGAAAGGGAAGACAUACUGAAGAAUUGGAAAGAACUUGACAGUCUCAAAGAGCAAAUACUAAAAGAGAAGGACGAAAUGGAGGAAAUCAAAAACAAGAUGUUAACAGACAAACUGCUACUUGACAAAAGGGAGACAGAAAUGAAUGAACAAAAGCAAAUCAUGGACGACAAUUGGAAAGAAAUAAUGAUAAACAGAGGAGAUCUGGAUAAGAGGAAAGUAGAAUUUGAAUUGCAGACACAAGAAAUGGAAAACACGGUGAGAGAGAAGAUGAAGCAAGAGAGAGAGGAACUUGAUCAGCUGAUGACAGAAAUAAGCACGCAGAAGCAAGAUGUUGAAGAGCAAAAGUCUAAAAACAAGAAUUUGAAAAAUGAGCUAGAAGAAAUGAAGGUGAAACUGAAUGCGGAACAAGAAGUUAUCACUCUUGAAAAGCAAGAGAUACAGAAUGAGAGAAUAAGGUUUGACCAAUCAAAGGCAUCUAUGCAGAGCGAAAUGCAGGACAUGAAGAAUGCUUUGGAAAAAGCCAGGAUGGACAUGCAAAACCUGGAUGAAAUUAAAACAAGAUUAGCACAGGAAAGAGAACAAUGUAGGAUCAUUGUUGAAGACACAAAUCAACAGAAGCAUGCCUUGGAGAAGAGGGCUACUGAAAUAGAAAAGCAAAAGCAAGACACUGAGACAAACAAAGCCCUUCUCGAAGAAGAAAAAGACGACCUUGAGAAGAAAUGGGUGGACUUGCAGAGAAGAGACGAGGAGCUGCAAUUGCAAAUCACAAGUCAAAGGGAAAAAGAGGACAGUGACCGAAUGGCCAUGGAAGAACAGAGAAGAGCACUGGAAAAAGAAGUUAGUAAGAUCAACCAACAAAAAGAAGAGGCAGAAAAAGAAAGGGAAGACAUACUGAAGAAUUGGAAAGAACUUGACAGUCUCAAAGAGCAAAUACUAAAAGAGGAGGACGAAAUGGAGGAAAUCAAAAACAAGAUGUUAACAGACAAACUGCUACUUGACCAAAGGGAGACAGAAAUGAAUGAACAAAAGCAAAUCAUGGAUGACAAUUGGAAAGAAAUAAUGAGAAACAGAAGAGAUCUGGAUAAGAUGAAAGUAGAAUUUGAAUUGCAGACAGAAGAAAUGGAAAACACGGUGAGAGAGAAGAUGAAGCAAGAGAGAGAGGAACUUGAUCAGCUGAUGACAGAAAUAAGCACGCAGAAGCAAGAUGUUGAAGAGCAAAAGUCUAAAAACAACAAUUUGAAAAAUGAGCUAGAAGAAAUGAAGGUGAAACUGAAUGCGGAACAAGAAGUUAUCACUCUUGAAAAGCAAGAGAUACAGAAUGAGAGAAUAAGGUUUGACCAAUCAAAGGCAUCUAUGCAGAGCGAAAUGCAGGACAUGAAGAAUGCUUUGGAAAAAGCCAGGAUGGACAUGCAAAACCUGGAUGAAAUUAAAACAAGAUUAGCACAGGAAAGAGAACAAUGUAGGAUCAUUGUUGAAGACACAAAUCAACAGAAGCAUGCCUUGGAGAAGAGGGCUACUGAAAUAGAAAAGCAAAAGCAAGACACUGAGACAAACAAAGCCCUUCUCGAAGAAGAAAAAGACGAUCUUGAGAAGAAAUGGGUGGACUUGCAGAGAAGAGAUGAAGAGCUGCAGUUGCAAAUCACAAGUCAAAGGGAAAAAGAGGACAGUGACCGAAUGGCCAUGGAAGAACAGAGAAGAGCACUGGAAAAAGAAGUUAGUAAGAUCAACCAACAAAAAGAAGAGGCAGAAAAAGAAAGGGAAGACAUACUGAAGAAUUGGAAAGAACUUGACAGUCUCAAAGAGCAAAUACUAAAAGAGAUGGAUGAAAUGGAGGAAAUCAAAAACAAGAUGUUAACAGACAAACUGCUACUUGACAAAAGGGAGACAGAAAUGAAUGAACAAAAGCAAAUCAUGGACGACAAUUGGAAAGAAAUAAUGAGAAACAGAAGAGAUCUGGAUAAGAUGAAAGUAGAAUUUGAAUUGCAGACACAAGAAAUGGAAAACAUGGUGAGAGAGAAGAUGAAGCAAGAGAGAGAGGAACUUGAUCAGCUGAUGACAGAAAUAAGCAUGCAGAAGCAAGAUGUUGAAGAGCAAAAGUCUAAAAACAAGAAUUUGAAAAAUGAGCUAGAAGAAAUGAAGGUGAAACUGAAUGCGGAACAAGAAGUUAUCACUCUUGAAAAGCAAGACAUACAGAAUGAGAGAAUAAGGUUUGACCAAUCAAAGGCAUCUAUGCAGAGCGAAAUGCAGGACAUGAAGAAUGCUUUGGAAAAAGCCAGGAUGGACAUGCAAAACCUGGAUGAAAUUAAAACAAGAUUAGCACAGGAAAGAGAACAAUGUAGGAUCAUUGUUGGAGACACAAAUCAACAGAAGCAUGCCUUGGAGAAGAGGGCUACUGAAAUAGAAAAGCAAAAGCAAGACACUGAGACAAACAAAGCCCUUCUCGAAGAAGAAAAAGACGAUCUUGAGAAGAAAUGGGUGGACUUGCAGAGAAGAGAUGAGGAGCUGCAGUUGCAAAUCACAAGUCAAAGGGAAAAAGAGGACAGUGACCGAAUGGCCAUGGAAGAACAGAGAAGAGCACUGGAAAAAGAAAUUAGUAAGAUCAACCAACAAAAAGAAGAGGCAGAAAAAGAAAGGGAAGACAUACUGAAGAAUUGGAAAGAACUUGACAGUCUCAAAGAGCAAAUACUAAAAGAGAAGGACGAAAUGGAGGAAAUCAAAAACAAGAUGUUAACAGACAAACUGCUACUUGACAAAAGGGAGACAGAAAUGAAUGAACAAAAGCAAAUCAUGGACGACAAUUGGAAAGAAAUAAUGAUAAACAGAGGAGAUCUGGAUAAGAGGAAAGUAGAAUUUGAAUUGCAGACACAAGAAAUGGAAAACACGGUGAGAGAGAAGAUGAAGCAAGAGAGAGAGGAACUUGAUCAGCUGAUGACAGAAAUAAGCACGCAGAAGCAAGAUGUUGAAGAGCAAAAGUCUAAAAACAAGAAUUUGAAAAAUGAGCUAGAAGAAAUGAAGGUGAAACUGAAUGCGGAACAAGAAGUUAUCACUCUUGAAAAGCAAGAGAUACAGAAUGAGAGAAUAAGGUUUGACCAAUCAAAGGCAUCUAUGCAGAGCGAAAUGCAGGACAUGAAGAAUGCUUUGGAAAAAGCCAGGAUGGACAUGCAAAACCUGGAUGAAAUUAAAACAAGAUUAGCACAGGAAAGAGAACAAUGUAGGAUCAUCGUUGAAGACACAAAUCAACAGAAGCAUGCCUUGGAGAAGAGGGCUACUGAAAUAGAAAAGCAAAAGCAAGACACUGAGACAAACAAAGCCCUUCUCGAAGAAGAAAAAGACGAUCUUGAGAAGAAAUGGGUGGACUUGCAGAGAAGAGAUGAGGAGCUGCAAUUGCAAAUCACAAGUCAAAGGGAAAAAGAGGACAGUGACCGAAUGGCCAUGGAAGAACAGAGAAGAGCACUGGAAAAAGAAGUUAGUAAGAUCAACCAACAAAAAGAAGAGGCAGAAAAAGAAAGGGAAGACAUACUGAAGAAUUGGAAAGAACUUGACAGUCUCAAAGAGCAAAUACUAAAAGAGAAGGACGAAAUGGAGGAAAUCAAAAACAAGAUGUUAACAGACAAACUGCUACUUGACAAAAGGGAGACAGAAAUGAAUGAACAAAAGCAAAUCAUGGACGACAAUUGGAAAGAAAUAAUGAGAAACAGAAGAGAUCUGGAUAAGAUGAAAGUAGAAUUUGAAUUGCAGACACAAGAAAUGGAAAACACGGUGAGAGAGAAGAUGAAGCAAGAGAGAGAGGAACUUGAUCAGCUGAUGACAGAAAUAAGCACGCAGAAGCAAGAUGUUGAAGAGCAAAAGUCUAAAAACAAGAAUUUGAAAAAUGAGCUAGAAGAAAUGAAGGUGAAACUGAAUGCGGAACAAGAAGUUAUCACUCUUGAAAAGCAAGAGAUACAGAAUGAGAGAAUAAGGUUUGACCAAUCAAAGGCAUCUAUGCAGAGCGAAAUGCAGGACAUGAAGAAUGCUUUGGAAAAAGCCAGGAUGGACAUGCAAAACCUGGAUGAAAUUAAAACAAGAUUAGCACAGGAAAGAGAACAAUGUAGGAUCAUUGUUGAAGACACAAAUCAACAGAAGCAUGCCUUGGAGAAGAGGGCUACUGAAAUAGAAAAGCAAAAGCAAGACACUGAGACAAACAAAGCCCUUCUCGAAGAAGAAAAAGACGACCUUGAGAAGAAAUGGGUGGACUUGCAGAGAAGAGACGAGGAGCUGCAAUUGCAAAUCACAAGUCAAAGGAAAAAAGAGGACAGUGACCGAAUGGCCAUGGAAGAACAGAGAAGAGCACUGGAAAAAGAAGUUAGUAAGAUCAACCAACAAAAAGAAGAGGCAGAAAAAGAAAGGGAAGACAUACUGAAGAAUUGGAAAGAACUUGACAGUCUCAAAGAGCAAAUACUAAAAGAGAAGGACGAAAUGGAGGAAAUCAAAAACAAGAUGUUAACAGACAAACUGCUACUUGACAAAAGGGAGACAGAAAUGAAUGAACAAAAGCAAAUCAUGGACGACAAUUGGAAAGAAAUAAUGAGAAACAGAAGAGAUCUGGAUAAGAUGAAAGUAGAAUUUGAAUUGCAGACACAAGAAAUGGAAAACACGGUGAGAGAGAAGAUGAAGCAAGAGAGAGAGGAACUUGAUCAGCUGAUGACAGAAAUAAGCACGCAGAAGCAAGAUGUUGAAGAGCAAAAGUCUAAAAACAAGAAUUUGAAAAAUGAGCUAGAAGAAAUGAAGGUGAAACUGAAUGCGGAACAAGAAGUUAUCACUCUUGAAAAGCAAGAGAUACAGAAUGAGAGAAUAAGGUUUGACCAAUCAAAGGCAUCUAUGCAGAGCGAAAUGCAGGACAUGAAGAAUGCUUUGGAAAAAGCCAGGAUGGACAUGCAAAACCUGGAUGAAAUUAAAACAAGAUUAGCACAGGAAAGAGAACAAUGUAGGAUCAUUGUUGAAGACACAAAUCAACAGAAGCAUGCCUUGGAGAAGAGGGCUACUGAAAUAGAAAAGCAAAAGCAAGACACUGAGACAAACAAAGCCCUUCUCGAAGAAGAAAAAGACGAUCUUGAGAAGAAAUGGGUGGACUUGCAGAGAAGAGAUGAGGAGCUACAGUUGCAAAUCACAAGUCAAAGGGAAAAAGAGGACAGUGACCGAAUGUCCAUGGAAGAACAGAGAAGAGCACUGGAAAAAGAAGUUAGUAACAUCAACCAACAAAAAGAAGAGGCAGAAAAAGAAAGGGAAGACAUACUGAAGAAUUGGAAAGAACUUGACAGUCUCAAAGAGCAAAUACUAAAAGAGAAGGACGAAAUGGAGGAAAUCAAAAACAAGAUGUUAACAGACAAACUGCUACUUGACAAAAGGGAGACAGAAAUGAAUGAACAAAAGCAAAUCAUGGACGACAAUUGGAAAGAAAUAAUGAGAAACAGAAGAGAUCUGGAUAAGAUGAAAGUAGAAUUUGAAUUGCAGACACAAGAAAUGGAAAACACGGUGAGAGAGAAGAUGAAGCAAGAGAGAGAGGAACUUGAUCAGCUGAUGACAGAAAUAAGCACGCAGAAGCAAGAUGUUGAAGAGCAAAAGUCUAAAAACAAGAAUUUGAAAAAUGAGCUAGAAGAAAUGAAGGUGAAACUGAAUGCGGAACAAGAAGUUAUCACUCUUGAAAAGCAAGAGAUACAGAAUGAGAGAAUAAGGUUUGACCAAUCAAAGGCAUCUAUGCAGAGCGAAAUGCAGGACAUGAAGAAUGCUUUGGAAAAAGCCAGGAUGGACAUGCAAAACCUGGAUGAAAUUAAAACAAGAUUAGCACAGGAAAGAGAACAAUGUAGGAUCAUUGUUGAAGACACAAAUCAACAGAAGCAUGCCUUGGAGAAGAGGGCUACUGAAAUAGAAAAGCAAAAGCAAGACACUGAGACAAACAAAGCCCUUCUCGAAGAAGAAAAAGACGACCUUGAGAAGAAAUGGGUGGACUUGCAGAGAAGAGACGAGGAGCUGCAAUUGCAAAUCACAAGUCAAAGGGAAAAAGAGGACAGUGACCGAAUGGCCAUGGAAGAACAGAGAAGAGCACUGGAAAAAGAAAUUAGUAAGAUCAACCAACAAAAAGAAGAGGCAGAAAAAGAAAGGGAAGACAUACUGAAGAAUUGGAAAGAACUUGACAGUCUCAAAGAGCAAAUACUAAAAGAGAUGGAUGAAAUGGAGGAAAUCAAAAACAAGAUGUUAACAGACAAACUGCUACUUGACAAAAGGGAGACAGAAAUGAAUGAACAAAAGCAAAUCAUGGACGACAAUUGGAAAGAAAUAAUGAGAAACAGAAGAGAUCUGGAUAAGAGGAAAGUAGAAUUUGAAUUGCAGAUAGAAGAAAUGGAAAACACGGUGAGAGAGAAGAUGAAGCAAGAGAGAGAGGAACUUGAUCAGCUGAUGACAGAAAUAAGCACGCAGAAGCAAGAUGUUGAAGAGCAAAAGUCUAAAAACAAGAAUUUGAAAAAUGAGCUAGAAGAAAUGAAGGUGAAACUGAAUGCGGAACAAGAAGUUAUCACUCUUGAAAAGCAAGAGAUACAGAAUGAGAGAAUAAGGUUUGACCAAUCAAAGGCAUCUAUGCAGAGCGAAAUGCAGGACAUGAAGAAUGCUUUGGAAAAAGCCAGGAUGGACAUGCAAAACCUGGAUGAAAUUAAAACAAGAUUAGCACAGGAAAGAGAACAAUGUAGGAUCAUUGUUGAAGACACAAAUCAACAGAAGCAUGCCUUGGAGAAGAGGGCUACUGAAAUAGAAAAGCAAAAGCAAGACACUGAGACAAACAAAGCCCUUCUCGAAGAAGAAAAAGACGACCUUGAGAAGAAAUGGGUGGACUUGCAGAGAAGAGACGAGGAGCUGCAAUUGCAAAUCACAAGUCAAAGGAAAAAAGAGGACAGUGACCGAAUGGCCAUGGAAGAACAGAGAAGAGCACUGGAAAAAGAAGUUAGUAAGAUCAACCAACAAAAAGAAGAGGCAGAAAAAGAAAGGGAAGACAUACUGAAGAAUUGGAAAGAACUUGACAGUCUCAAAGAGCAAAUACUAAAAGAGAAGGACGAAAUGGAGGAAAUCAAAAACAAGAUGUUAACAGACAAACUUCUACUUGACAAAAGGGAGACAGAAAUGAAUGAACAAAAGCAAAUCAUGGACGACAAUUGGAAAGAAAUAAUGAGAAACAGAAGAGAUCUGGAUAAGAUGAAAGUAGAAUUUGAAUUGCAGACACAAGAAAUGGAAAACACGGUGAGAGAGAAGAUGAAGCAAGAGAGAGAGGAACUUGAUCAGCUGAUGACAGAAAUAAGCACGCAGAAGCAAGAUGUUGAAGAGCAAAAGUCUAAAAACAAGAAUUUGAAAAAUGAGCUAGAAGAAAUGAAGGUGAAACUGAAUGCGGAACAAGAAGUUAUCACUCUUGAAAAGCAAGAGAUACAGAAUGAGAGAAUAAGGUUUGACCAAUCAAAGGCAUCUAUGCAGAGCGAAAUGCAGGACAUGAAGAAUGCUUUGGAAAAAGCCAGGAUGGACAUGCAAAACCUGGAUGAAAUUAAAACAAGAUUAGCACAGGAAAGAGAACAAUGUAGGAUCAUUGUUGAAGACACAAAUCAACAGAAGCAUGCCUUGGAGAAGAGGGCUACUGAAAUAGAAAAGCAAAAGCAAGACACUGAGACAAACAAAGCCCUUCUCGAAGAAGAAAAAGACGAUCUUGAGAAGAAAUGGGUGGACUUGCAGAGAAGAGACGAGGAGCUGCAAUUGCAAAUCACAAGUCAAAGGGAAAAAGAGGACAGUGACCGAAUGGCCAUGGAAGAACAGAGAAGAGCACUGGAAAAAGAAGUUAGUAAGAUCAACCAACAAAAAGAAGAGGCAGAAAAAGAAAGGGAAGACAUACUGAAGAAUUGGAAAGAACUUGACAGUCUCAAAGAGCAAAUACUAAAAGAGACGGACGAAAUGGAGGAAAUCAAAAACAAGAUGUUAACAGACAAACUGCUACUUGACCAAAGGGAGACAGAAAUGAAUGAACAAAAGCAAAUCAUGGACGACAAUUGGAAAGAAAUAAUGAGAAACAGAAGAGAUCUGGAUAAGAUGAAAGUAGAAUUUGAAUUGCAGACACAAGAAAUGGAAAACACGGUGAGAGAGAAGAUGAAGCAAGAGAGAGAGGAACUUGAUCAGCUGAUGACAGAAAUAAGCACGCAGAAGCAAGAUGUUGAAGAGCAAAAGUCUAAAAACAAGAAUUUGAAAAAUGAGCUAGAAGAAAUGAAGGUGAAACUGAAUGCGGAACAAGAAGUUAUCACUCUUGAAAAGCAAGAGAUACAGAAUGAGAGAAUAAGGUUUGACCAAUCAAAGGCAUCUAUGCAGAGCGAAAUGCAGGACAUGAAGAAUGCUUUGGAAAAAGCCAGGAUGGACAUGCAAAACCUGGAUGAAAUUAAAACAAGAUUAGCACAGGAAAGAGAACAAUGUAGGAUCAUUGUUGAAGACACAAAUCAACAGAAGCAUGCCUUGGAGAAGAGGGCUACUGAAAUAGAAAAGCAAAAGCAAGACACUGAGACAAACAAAGCCCUUCUCGAAGAAGAAAAAGACGAUCUUGAGAAGAAAUGGGUGGACUUGCAGAGAAGAGAUGAGGAGCUGCAAUUGCAAAUCACAAGUCAAAGGGAAAAAGAGGACAGUGACCGAAUGGCCAUGGAAGAACAGAGAAGAGCACUGGAAAAAGAAAUUAGUAAGAUCAACCAACAAAAAGAAGAGGCAGAAAAAGAAAGGGAAGACAUACUGAAGAAUUGGAAAGAACUUGACAGUCUCAAAGAGCAAAUACUAAAAGAGAUGGAUGAAAUGGAGGAAAUCAAAAACAAGAUGUUAACAGACAAACUGCUACUUGACAAAAGGGAGACAGAAAUGAAUGAACAAAAGCAAAUCAUGGACGACAAUUGGAAAGAAAUAAUGAGAAACAGAAGAGAUCUGGAUAAGAGGAAAGUAGAAUUUGAAUUGCAGACACAAGAAAUGGAAAACACGGUGAGAGAGAAGAUGAAGCAAGAGAGAGAGGAACUUGAUCAGCUGAUGACAGAAAUAAGCACGCAGAAGCAAGAUGUUGAAGAGCAAAAGUCUAAAAACAAGAAUUUGAAAAAUGAGCUAGAAGAAAUGAAGGUGAAACUGAAUGCGGAACAAGAAGUUAUCACUCUUGAAAAGCAAGAGAUACAGAAUGAGAGAAUAAGGUUUGACCAAUCAAAGGCAUCUAUGCAGAGCGAAAUGCAGGACAUGAAGAAUGCUUUGGAAAAAGCCAGGAUGGACAUGCAAAACCUGGAUGAAAUUAAAACAAGAUUAGCACAGGAAAGAGAACAAUGUAGGAUCAUUGUUGAAGACACAAAUCAACAGAAGCAUGCCUUGGAGAAGAGGGCUACUGAAAUAGAAAAGCAAAAGCAAGACACUGAGACAAACAAAGCCCUUCUCGAAGAAGAAAAAGACGAUCUUGAGAAGAAAUGGGUGGACUUGCAGAGAAGAGAUGAGGAGCUGCAAUUGCAAAUCACAAGUCAAAGGGAAAAAGAGGACAGUGACCGAAUGGCCAUGGAAGAACAGAGAAGAGCACUGGAAAAAGAAAUUAGUAAGAUCAACCAACAAAAAGAAGAGGCAGAAAAAGAAAGGGAAGACAUACUGAAGAAUUGGAAAGAACUUGACAGUCUCAAAGAGCAAAUACUAAAAGAGAUGGAUGAAAUGGAGGAAAUCAAAAACAAGAUGCUAACAGACAAACUUCUACUUGACAAAAGGGAGACAGAAAUGAAUGAACAAAAGCAAAUCAUGGACGACAAUUGGAAAGAAAUAAUGAGAAACAGAAGAGAUCUGGAUAAGAGGAAAGUAGAAUUUGAAUUGCAGAUAGAAGAAAUGGAAAACACGGUGAGAGAGAAGAUGAAGCAAGAGAGAGAGGAACUUGAUCAGCUGAUGACAGAAAUAAGCACGCAGAAGCAAGAUGUUGAAGAGCAAAAGUCUAAAAACAAGAAUUUGAAAAAUGAGCUAGAAGAAAUGAAGGUGAAACUGAAUGCGGAACAAGAAGUUAUCACUCUUGAAAAGCAAGAGAUACAGAAUGAGAGAAUAAGGUUUGACCAAUCAAAGGCAUCUAUGCAGAGCGAAAUGCAGGACAUGAAGAAUGCUUUGGAAAAAGCCAGGAUGGACAUGCAAAACCUGGAUGAAAUUAAAACAAGAUUAGCACAGGAAAGAGAACAAUGUAGGAUCAUUGUUGAAGACACAAAUCAACAGAAGCAUGCCUUGGAGAAGAGGGCUACUGAAAUAGAAAAGCAAAAGCAAGACACUGAGACAAACAAAGCCCUUCUCGAAGAAGAAAAAGACGAUCUUGAGAAGAAAUGGGUGGACUUGCAGAGAAGAGAUGAGGAGCUGCAAUUGCAAAUCACAAGUCAAAGGGAAAAAGAGGACAGUGACCGAAUGGCCAUGGAAGAACAGAGAAGAGCACUGGAAAAAGAAAUUAGUAAGAUCAACCAACAAAAAGAAGAGGCAGAAAAAGAAAGGGAAGACAUACUGAAGAAUUGGAAAGAACUUGACAGUCUCAAAGAGCAAAUACUAAAAGAGAUGGAUGAAAUGGAGGAAAUCAAAAACAAGAUGCUAACAGACAAACUUCUACUUGACAAAAGGGAGACAGAAAUGAAUGAACAAAAGCAAAUCAUGGACGACAAUUGGAAAGAAAUAAUGAGAAACAGAAGAGAUCUGGAUAAGAGGAAAGUAGAAUUUGAAUUGCAGAUAGAAGAAAUGGAAAACACGGUGAGAGAGAAGAUGAAGCAAGAGAGAGAGGAACUUGAUCAGCUGAUGACAGAAAUAAGCACGCAGAAGCAAGAUGUUGAAGAGCAAAAGUCUAAAAACAAGAAUUUGAAAAAUGAGCUAGAAGAAAUGAAGGUGAAACUGAAUGCGGAACAAGAAGUUAUCACUCUUGAAAAGCAAGAGAUACAGAAUGAGAGAAUAAGGUUUGACCAAUCAAAGGCAUCUAUGCAGAGCGAAAUGCAGGACAUGAAGAAUGCUUUGGAAAAAGCCAGGAUGGACAUGCAAAACCUGGAUGAAAUUAAAACAAGAUUAGCACAGGAAAGAGAACAAUGUAGGAUCAUUGUUGAAGACACAAAUCAACAGAAGCAUGCCUUGGAGAAGAGGGCUACUGAAAUAGAAAAGCAAAAGCAAGACACUGAGACAAACAAAGCCCUUCUCGAAGAAGAAAAAGACGACCUUGAGAAGAAAUGGGUGGACUUGCAGAGAAGAGACGAGGAGCUGCAAUUGCAAAUCACAAGUCAAAGGGAAAAAGAGGACAGUGACCGAAUGGCCAUGGAAGAACAGAGAAGAGCACUGGAAAAAGAAGUUAGUAAGAUCAACCAACAAAAAGAAGAGGCAGAAAAAGAAAGGGAAGACAUACUGAAGAAUUGGAAAGAACUUGACAGUCUCAAAGAGCAAAUACUAAAAGAGAAGGACGAAAUGGAGGAAAUCAAAAACAAGAUGUUAACAGACAAACUGCUACUUGACAAAAGGGAGACAGAAAUGAAUGAACAAAAGCAAAUCAUGGACGACAAUUGGAAAGAAAUAAUGAGAAACAGAAGAGAUCUGGAUAAGAUGAAAGUAGAAUUUGAAUUGCAGACACAAGAAAUGGAAAACACGGUGAGAGAGAAGAUGAAGCAAGAGAGAGAGGAACUUGAUCAGCUGAUGACAGAAAUAAGCACGCAGAAGCAAGAUGUUGAAGAGCAAAAGUCUAAAAACAAGAAUUUGAAAAAUGAGCUAGAAGAAAUGAAGGUGAAACUGAAUGUGGAACAAGAAGUUAUCACUCUUGAAAAGCAAGAGAUACAGAAUGAGAGAAUAAGGUUUGACCAAUCAAAGGCAUCUAUGCAGAGCGAAAUGCAGGACAUGAAGAAUGCUUUGGAAAAAGCCAGGAUGGACAUGCAAAACCUGGAUGAAAUUAAAACAAGGUUAGCACAGGAAAGAGAACAAUGUAGGAUCAUUGUUGAAGACACAAAUCAACAGAAGCAUGCCUUGCAGAAGAGGGCUACUGAAAUAGAAAAGCAAAAGCAAGACACUGAGACAAACAAAGCCCUUCUCGAAGAAGAAAAAGACGAUCUUGAGAAGAAAUGGGUGGACUUGCAGAGAAGAGAUGAGGAGCUGCAAUUGCAAAUCACAAGUCAAAGGGAAAAAGAGGACAGUGACCGAAUGGCCAUGGAAGAACAGAGAAGAGCACUGGAAAAAGAAGUUAGUAAGAUCAACCAACAAAAAGAAGAGGCAGAAAAAGAAAGGGAAGACAUACUGAAGAAUUGGAAAGAACUUGACAGUCUCAAAGAGCAAAUACUAAAAGAGAAGGACGAAAUGGAGGAAAUCAAAAACAAGAUGUUAACAGACAAACUGCUACUUGACAAAAGGGAGACAGAAAUGAAUGAACAAAAGCAAAUCAUGGACGACAAUUGGAAAGAAAUAAUGAGAAACAGAAGAGAUCUGGAUAAGAUGAAAGUAGAAUUUGAAUUGCAGAUAGAAGAAAUGGAAAACACGGUCAGAGAGAAGAUGAAGCAAGAGAGAGAGGAACUUGAUCAGCUGAUGACAGAAAUAAGCACGCAGAAGCAAGAUGUUGAAGAGCAAAAGUCUAAAAACAAGAAUUUGAAAAAUGAGCUAGAAGAAAUGAAGGUGAAACUGAAUGCGGAACAAGAAGUUAUCACUCUUGAAAAGCAAGAGAUACAGAAUGAGAGAAUAAGGUUUGACCAAUCAAAGGCAUCUAUGCAGAGCGAAAUGCAGGACAUGAAGAAUGCUUUGGAAAAAGCCAGGAUGGACAUGCAAAACCUGGAUGAAAUUAAAACAAGAUUAGCACAGGAAAGAGAACAAUGUAGGAUCAUUGUUGAAGACACAAAUCAACAGAAGCAUGCCUUGGAGAAGAGGGCUACUGAAAUAGAAAAGCAAAAGCAAGACACUGAGACAAACAAAGCCCUUCUCGAAGAAGAAAAAGACGACCUUGAGAAGAAAUGGGUGGACUUGCAGAGAAGAGACGAGGAGCUGCAAUUGCAAAUCACAAGUCAAAGGGAAAAAGAGGACAGUGACCGAAUGGCCAUGGAAGAACAGAGAAGAGCACUGGAAAAAGAAGUUAGUAAGAUCAACCAACAAAAAGAAGAGGCAGAAAAAGAAAGGGAAGACAUACUGAAGAAUUGGAAAGAACUUGACAGUCUCAAAGAGCAAAUACUAAAAGAGAAGGACGAAAUGGAGGAAAUCAAAAACAAGAUGUUAACAGACAAACUGCUACUUGACCAAAGGGAGACAGAAAUGAAUGAACAAAAGCAAAUCAUGGACGACAAUUGGAAAGAAAUAAUGAGAAACAGAAGAGAUCUGGAUAAGAGGAAAGUAGAAUUUGAAUUGCAGAUAGAAGAAAUGGAAAACACGGUGAGAGAGAAGAUGAAGCAAGAGAGAGAGGAACUUGAUCAGCUGAUGACAGAAAUAAGCACGCAGAAGCAAGAUGUUGAAGAGCAAAAGUCUAAAAACAAGAAUUUGAAAAAUGAGCUAGAAGAAAUGAAGGUGAAACUGAAUGCGGAACAAGAAGUUAUCACUCUUGAAAAGCAAGAGAUACAGAAUGAGAGAAUAAGGUUUGACCAAUCAAAGGCAUCUAUGCAGAGUGAAAUGCAGGACAUGAAGAAUGCUUUGGAAAAAGCCAGGAUGGACAUGCAAAACCUGGAUGAAAUUAAAACAAGAUUAGCACAGGAAAGAGAACAAUGUAGGAUCAUUGUUGAAGACACAAAUCAACAGAAGCAUGCCUUGGAGAAGAGGGCUACUGAAAUAGAAAAGCAAAAGCAAGACACUGAGACAAACAAAGCCCUUCUCGAAGAAGAAAAAGACGAUCUUGAGAAGAAAUGGGUGGACUUGCAGAGAAGAGAUGAGGAGCUGCAAUUGCAAAUCACAAGUCAAAGGGAAAAAGAGGACAGUGACCGAAUGGCCAUGGAAGAACAGAGAAGAGCACUGGAAAAAGAAAUUAGUAACAUCAACCAACACAAAGAAGAAGCAGAAAAAGAAAGGGAAGACAUACUGAAGAAUUGGAAAGAACUUGACAGUCUCAAAGAGCAAAUACUAAAAGAGAAGGACGAAAUGGAGGAAAUCAAAAACAAGAUGUUAACAGACAAACUGCUACUUGACAAAAGGGAGACAGAAAUGAAUGAACAAAAGCAAAUCAUGGACAACAAUUGGAAAGAAAUAAUGAGAAACAGAAGAGAUCUGGAUAAGAUGAAAGUAGAAUUUGAAUUGCAGAUAGAAGAAAUGGAAAACAUGGUGAGAGAGAAGAUGAAGCAAGAGAGAGAGGAACUUGAUCAGCUGAUGACAGAAAUAAGCACGCAGAAGCAAGAUGUUGAAGAGCAAAAGUCUAAAAACAAGAAUUUGAAAAAUGAGCUAGAAGAAAUGAAGGUGAAACUGAAUGCGGAACAAGAAGUUAUCACUCUUGAAAAGCAAGAGAUACAGAAUGAGAGAAUAAGGUUUGACCAAUCAAAGGCAUCUAUGCAGAGCGAAAUGCAGGACAUGAAGAAUGCUUUGGAAAAAGCCAGGAUGGACAUGCAAAACCUGGAUGAAAUUAAAACAAGAUUAGCACAGGAAAGAGAACAAUGUAGGAUCAUUGUUGAAGACACAAAUCAACAGAAGCAUGCCUUGGAGAAGAGGGCUACUGAAAUAGAAAAGCAAAAGCAAGACACUGAGACAAACAAAGCCCUUCUCGAAGAAGAAAAAGACGACCUUGAGAAGAAAUGGGUGGACUUGCAGAGAAGAGACGAGGAGCUGCAAUUGCAAAUCACAAGUCAAAGGGAAAAAGAGGACAGUGACCGAAUGGCCAUGGAAGAACAGAGAAGAGCACUGGAAAAAGAAGUUAGUAAGAUCAACCAACAAAAAGAAGAGGCAGAAAAAGAAAGGGAAGACAUACUGAAGAAUUGGAAAGAACUUGACAGUCUCAAAGAGCAAAUACUAAAAGAGAAGGACGAAAUGGAGGAAAUCAAAAACAAGAUGUUAACAGACAAACUGCUACUUGACAAAAGGGAGACAGAAAUGAAUGAACAAAAGCAAAUCAUGGACGACAAUUGGAAAGAAAUAAUGAGAAACAGAAGAGAUCUGGAUAAGAUGAAAGUAGAAUUUGAAUUGCAGAUAGAAGAAAUGGAAAACACGGUGAGAGAGAAGAUGAAGCAAGAGAGAGAGGAACUUGAUCAGCUGAUGACAGAAAUAAGCACGCAGAAGCAAGAUGUUGAAGAGCAAAAGUCUAAAAACAAGAAUUUGAAAAAUGAGCUAGAAGAAAUGAAGGUGAAACUGAAUGCGGAACAAGAAGUUAUCACUCUUGAAAAGCAAGAGAUACAGAAUGAGAGAAUAAGGUUUGACCAAUCAAAGGCAUCUAUGCAGAGUGAAAUGCAGGACAUGAAGAAUGCUUUGGAAAAAGCCAGGAUGGACAUGCAAAACCUGGAUGAAAUUAAAACAAGAUUAGCACAGGAAAGAGAACAAUGUAGGAUCAUUGUUGAAGACACAAAUCAACAGAAGCAUGCCUUGGAGAAGAGGGCUACUGAAAUAGAAAAGCAAAAGCAAGACACUGAGACAAACAAAGCCCUUCUCGAAGAAGAAAAAGACGAUCUUGAGAAGAAAUGGGUGGACUUGCAGAGAAGAGAUGAGGAGCUGCAAUUGCAAAUCACAAGUCAAAGGGAAAAAGAGGACAGUGACCGAAUGGCCAUGGAAGAACAGAGAAGAGCACUGGAAAAAGAAAUUAGUAACAUCAACCAACACAAAGAAGAAGCAGAAAAAGAAAGGGAAGACAUACUGAAGAAUUGGAAAGAACUUGACAAUCUCAAAGAGCAAAUACUAAAAGAGAAGGACGAAAUGGAGGAAAUCAAAAACAAGAUGUUAACAGACAAACUGCUACUUGACAAAAGGGAGACAGAAAUGAAUGAACAAAAGCAAAUCAUGGACAACAAUUGGAAAGAAAUAAUGAGAAACAGAAGAGAUCUGGAUAAGAUGAAAGUAGAAUUUGAAUUGCAGAUAGAAGAAAUGGAAAACAUGGUGAGAGAGAAGAUGAAGCAAGAGAGAGAGGAACUUGAUCAGCUGAUGACAGAAAUAAGCACGCAGAAGCAAGAUGUUGAAGAGCAAAAGUCUAAAAACAAGAAUUUGAAAAAUGAGCUAGAAGAAAUGAAGGUGAAACUGAAUGCGGAACAAGAAGUUAUCACUCUUGAAAAGCAAGAGAUACAGAAUGAGAGAAUAAGGUUUGACCAAUCAAAGGCAUCUAUGCAGAGCGAAAUGCAGGACAUGAAGAAUGCUUUGGAAAAAGCCAUGAAUAAAGUACACAAUCAGACACAGACAAGUGAAAAUGGCAUACUACUAACAGACAAAGUACUAGCAGCUUCAACAAAAGAAAAAGUUGAACCUGCUUUUGCAAAAGAACUUGAGAGAAAUGAAACUGAUAUCCUUGUAGAAACGCUCAAAAUGGAGAGAGAGAAAAUUGAAAUGACAAAGGCUAUACUGCAGAGCAAUCAGACAGAGAUAGAGCGAGAGAGAACUGAACUACAGCAAUUUAAAGUAGCAGUAGAAAGGCAACAGGAAGAGAUAUACACACAGAAACAAAAUAUUGAUAAUGAGAAGACAGAAUUAGAAGUAUUGAAGAAGAAAAUGAAAAGUAUGCAGGAGGAGGCACUGAAAACACAGGAGAAGGCAGAGGAAAUGAAACUGCUUAUUCAAACACAGCAGGUUAAACUGGAAAUCAUCUCAGAUGAGAUUAAGCAGAAAAGACAUGAACUGGAUAUGAUAACCAUGGAGAUACAAGGAGAAAAAAGUAAGAGAGAUGAGACAAAAAACUAUGAUGUGGAUCAAUUCAAUAUUACACAAGAAAAAGAUGGAACUUUACAGCAUGCAGUGCUUGAGGAAGAGCAAUCUGUAGAUGAAGAGGCUGAAUUGAGAAUGAAAAAGGCAGAGGAAAACAUAGCUGGAGCAAGACAUGAUAAUCACGAAAUAAAAAAAUUAAUGGAAUCAUUAAGAAUAGAGAAAGACAAAGUGGAGCAGAUUAAGGCUGAACUUUCAGAAAAACAAAAAGAAAUUGAAAACAUACAAGCCCUGACACAGAAACAAAGGGAUGAGUUUGAACUGGCAAAAUGUGAAGCACAACAACAAAUACAGCAUAUGGAGAAUAUUUUAGAAGACUCUAAGAAAGACAAUAACAGGACAAAAGACAUGAUAAAUCAACUUCAAGCUGAAAAGAUAAUCACAGAGGUCCAUCUUGAAGAAGCCAAAAGAAUGACCCAGAACCUGGAACUAAUGAAUGACAAUUUGAAGACACAGAAACAAGAACUAGAGUACAACAAUCAGUUGUUUGAAAGGCAGAAAAAAGAAUUGGAAAUAAAACUACAAGACUUGCGGAAGGAAGCUGAUGAAAUGGGUGUUCAGUUGAAAAAGCACGAAGAAAAGGACAAGACAGAGAGACUGGGAAAACAAAAAAAGGAAGAUACUCUGGAAGAGCUAAAGAAUGAAUUAAUGAGACAGAGUGAGGAAAUUGCUAAAGAAAAUAGAAAUUUGAGUGUGGGGAAAAGUAAACUUGAUCAGGAGAGGAACGAAUUACAUAAAGAAAAGCAAUAUAUUGAUGACAUGUUGAAGGCUUCAAGAAGGGAGUUGGAAGAGGCACGUGAUGAAAUUGAAACACAGCGACACCAAAUAGAUGAACACAUCAGAGCAACUAUUAAAGAUGAGAGAGAUGAGCUUGAAAAUCUGAGGACUCACUUAUUGAAAGAGAAGAAUGAUAUUGAACAUACAAAGAAAAAUAUGGCCAUAGAGAUGGAGCACAUUGGCACAAUUCGGAUGCAGAUGGACAGUGAAAAAGGAGAAAUAGAAAUUGAAAAACAGCAGAUAAAGAUCAAGGAGGAUGACCUUAAACAGGUUGAGUCUGCACUACAAAGAAAGAUAAACGAUGUAGAGAAACUCAUGGAAAAAACUAAUAAAGAGAGGGAGAUGCUAGAAAUAGUCAUCAUGGAACAGCAAAAAGAAAAGGAGAGGAUGAAGGUUAUCACUGAAGACAAUAGUAAAAAACAAAAAUACCUUGAAGAUGAAUUAGAAAGGCAACAACAAAACCUAAAGAAUGCAAUGGAUGAUCUUACAACAGAGAAAAAUGAAACGGCUCAAAUGAAAGUGCAAAUACAAAGGCAAAGAGAUGACCUAGAUAAUAUCCUAAAAAAACAGCAACAAGAAUUUGAGAUCAGGGAGGAUAACAUUCAAAGGGAAAAGGCAUCUUUAGAGAAGAUGAAAGCUGACUUGGCAAGGCUGGCCAAGGAAAUGAAUGCUGAGAAAGAUGAGAUGAGAAUGAAGAGGGACAAACUUGAAUGUUGGGAGGCAGAACUACUGAAGCAGAGAGUCGAGUCUGAGACAAUGAAGAACACUCUUGAAACUGAAAAAGUUCAGCUUGAGAGAGCACGAGCUGACAUACAACAGUGUCAAUACGAGAUGGAAAACAUUUUGGGAGCCACCAAGAAAGAGAGGUACGCAAUUGAGCAGUUGAAACAUGAAACUGAAAUGAGAAGCCUUGAAAUUGAGCACAUGCUGCAUGAGAACCAGACGACAGGAAAGGGUGAAUGGGAUACAUUAGAAAGUGAGUUACAACAAGAGAAAGACAGGGAGGUUCUUGAGCAGCUGAAGGCUGACACAGCAAUACAGAGAGGAACUAUGGAAAAUGAAAAGAGCAAAAUCAGACUAGGAGCAACUGAAUGGAGAAAAAAGGAACUAGAGUUAACAGACCUUCAGGAACAGGGGGAUGGCCUGGUAGACCUGGGAAGCAUGGACAUUAAGGAGAAGAACGAGCUUGAAACGAGAGAGACUGAACUAAGCCAGUGGCCACAAGAUUUUGAAGACCUUUUAGAAGCCAUUCUAGGGGAGAGUUAUGAGAUGGAAAGAAACAUAUCUGAAGUUGAUGGAGGGAGAACUACAUUCAAUCAAAAUGAGAAUGAGGGCAAGGAGAAAACUAAAGAACUGAAGAUAAAGAAAAGUCAUACAGAAAGUGACAGAACUGAUUUAGAGGGGACAGAUCAUAUUCUAAUAACAAUCAAAACAGACGCUCAAACUCAAACCUAUAUGGAGGACAUGGAGGAAAUGUUUGGCAGAGGAGCUGUGCAAGUAGAGCAAGACAUUUGUCAAGAAAUUGUCAGUAAACUACAAAGUGAAAAGAUAGGAAUGAAAAGUAAUGGUAUGGAGCAGAUUACGUUAGAAAGCCAGAGGCUGAGAGAUGAAGCAGACUGGUUAACACAAAUUUGUCAAAGCAGAAGACAAGAAUUGCAGCAAAUAGAAGAGGUUAUACAAAAACAAAGUGAGAAAAUGAGAAGAAAUGAGAAGAUACAAGAGAUCAAUGUCAGACAAACAUACAAAGAGAAGGCACAAGACAAAUGCACACAGUGUAAACUGGAAAAACAAAUGAAAGACACAGAAACCAUGACAGAGCUUAAUACUGAUGCCAAAGUCAUUGAGAAAAAGACAGCUCUCACUCAGAGGGAUGCUCUGAGUGACAAAGACGUAAUUAAAGAAAUAGGUAGUACAAUAGAGAACAUGGAGAAAGAACUAGAGAAAAGAGUACAAGAAAUUCAGACAAAUGAAAUAAAGAGAGUUGGGCUACAGAAAGAGAAAAUCGAGCUGGAACUGAUGAAUGCUGUGCUUCAUCAUGAAAGAGAGACAGAGAGGCAGAAAGUCAUGGAGAAGGAAAAACAAAUCAUUCUAUUAAAGGAGUGUAUACUGAUAGAGAUUAGCCAACUAAAGAGCAAGAGAAAAGAUACAAACACCAAAUACCUACAAAAGAUGGAGCAGCUCAUCACUGAAACAGCCACAAUUAAGGACAGAAUCAGGCAUGUGACAGACAAAGCUGUACAAACAGUGAUGGAGGAGAGACAAGAGGGGCAGACAAGAGAAGAGGAGGUGUGGGGUUAUCAACACGUGGAGGGAAUUCAGACAGAAGGACCAUUGGAUCAUGCCAGCGCUUCUCUCCAUGUGCUGACUGAUGAUGGGAAUGAGAGACUAAGUAGAGAGGCUCCAAGGGAACCACUAACUACAAAUGUAUUACAAAGACGGCGGCUACUGCAAUGGAUCAGACAAUGCUGCUGCUGUUGUCUGAAACUAAGCAAGAGGAACAAAGCUAACAAAGCAUUUUAGAUUCUUGAAGCCAAACAAGCAUUGUUUCCACAAACAAUAUACAUUAAAAUCUGAACAAGACUUUUUUUUUUCUAAAUGAAGCCUUCUACAAAUUUACUUACACAUUAUGUUGGCUUCAGUUGUGGUAUGAAACUACUAUGGUACUUGUUACAGAAGCCAAAUGGAGUGAUAUUGCACAACUUAGUAUACAGCUGAUACUUUUUUCACUGAAUGUGAGACAACUGCAUCAUACUUAUUGAUAUUAUCAUUACUCAUUAAAUAAUUAUAUUAAUUGUAUUGUAAUUAUCAUCCAUUUAUUAUUUUCAUUGAUAAAUUGACUACUGAUCAAUUUUCAAUAUUGCAUGUGUGUAUGUGCCUGAAACUCUUAGGCAUUUCAUUUAUAUAAACCAAUCUGGUACAAAUAUUCAACUAAUCUACAUUGCUAUUUGUACUAGCUUUUGAUGUUGAUUUGAUGUAUUUUAAUAACACAAUACUGGAAUAGUUAAAAACUUUUGGCUCCCUGUGUGACAAGGCUGAAGGUAAAACGCACAGAUCCUUUAUAUCAUCACAUAUCAUCAUAUACCCGUAUAUGAUGUGCUUGUAAAAACAUGAAGGAUUCAGGUGCUGGCGCCCUCUUAGGUGGUGCUGUCACCAAGAACCUAAUUUUUAUAAUUAAAUUGGAAAUACAGCAGGAUCUCCCUCACUCCCCCAUGAUUUCAUCUUGUGGCAAAAUCAAGCACCUCGCAUGUUCAGAGAGCAUGUUCAAGUGUUUGAGGAUGUUACACAGCCAGUAGCUUGGAAAUGGUGUUGGCUGCAUGGUCAUCGGAGGAGGACUGUGCUAGGCUUCACUAGUCCAAACUGUCAUUGUCUGGUGAUGAGGGAAAGACCUCUGACUAUAACUUGAAAGAAUCUGAAUCAUGAUUCCCUAAAAGCAUGCAGUCUCUACAGUCACGACUUUAGAGUGGAUUAUGGACGAUGUUACUUACCUUAACUUACCUUAAAAACCAGGGAGCUGUGAAACAUUAAUUAGUUUACCAGAUUAAAACAUAGGAAUUGAUUGACAUAGAAACGAGUUAACAUUAGUUAUGUACGCAACUACAUACAGUAUAUUGGAAUAAAUGUAACCUAAUUUUGAAUUCAUAAA
This is a messenger RNA of Pangasianodon hypophthalmus (striped catfish), 23442 nucleotides long. RefSeq names its product microtubule-actin cross-linking factor 1-like. The record is from RefSeq and is a predicted model, not a curated record. Bases 36 to 22319 code for a protein of 7427 amino acids. NCBI's taxonomy places the organism in Eukaryota, Metazoa, Chordata, Actinopteri, Siluriformes, Pangasiidae. The transcript has a single exon.